Diprion similis is the source of this 1644-nucleotide messenger RNA. RefSeq names its product G kinase-anchoring protein 1-like. The coding region runs from base 161 to 1087 and encodes 308 amino acids. Gene Ontology annotation, biological process: signal transduction. Lineage: Eukaryota; Metazoa; Arthropoda; Insecta; Hymenoptera; Diprionidae. The transcript has 6 exons. Gene Ontology annotation, cellular component: Golgi apparatus. The record is from RefSeq and is a predicted model, not a curated record.
ACUUCACUUCCGGUCUGCUGUUGCCCUACGACGCUUUUCCUUUUUUCUUUUAAAUAUACCUACGUAUUCAGUGCAUUCCAACGUCUCUGAACGAGCGUAAAAUAAUAUUUACAUACAACAAGGUGCACGUACCUAGUAAAUACGAGUAAAUACCAUAAGAAUGGCGACUGCCGUCCCUUCACGGUUUGCUGUCUUGAGUAUGGAGGAUGAUGAUUACAAGCCGAAAAAGAGCCAGAAAACUACGGUCAAAACUACAAAUACAAAAAAUAAACAUGACAAAUCUGCAGCUACCUCAAAACAACAACCUAAAAAAGACGAGAAAAAAAAACAGAGCAAGGGAAAGAAAAAUAAAAACAAUGAGGAUCGUCAAUGGGAGCAGUGGAAACAAAAAGAUUCAAUGGCUGUCGAGGAAACAUACGAGCAAGAGCUGCAUCAGGCGAUAUUGUUAUCGAAGCUAGCGUACGAGGCACAAGUAGAUACUACAGGUAAAGCUAAAGAAGACUCGGAACAAUCGAAGAAAAACUUGAACGGCAAAAAGUCCAAGAAAGCUACGAUGUCUCUGGAAGAAUUCAACAACCUGGGGGCAACACCUGCGCCAAAUACAGAUUCUGCCCCUGAGAGUGGAGAUUGUAAACCUAAAGAAUCAGAUGUUGAAUUUUUUGACAGGAUCAAAAAGGAAACGAUGAGUGAAAUUACCAGAGAGAAAGAAAAGGACAUAUUAAAAUCAAGGCAGAAUCAAAUUGAUGAAGAUAUAACCUCAGCUCAGUUAAGGGUCGAGGUGGAAAAGAGAGAUGAAUUAGUUGCGCAAUUGAAAGAUGAAGUUCAAACACUGAAAGAUGAAUUAAGACAAGUCAAAAAAAGAAAUAAGAAACUCUACGAAAUUUUAUCUCAAGGGGAAAUGAAGGACAAAGCAUCGGUGUUGGUCGAGGUUGCCAAACUUCAAGAAAUUCGUGACGAAUUAACAACCGAAGUGGCAUCUCUUCAUGCACUACUCGAACAGGAAAGAUCAAAAACCAGAGCUUCCAGCGCAGAUCCAAAGACGACUAAGCAAACUAAUAAAAAGAGGCCUGCAAGUGAAAAUGCUUGAAUUAUCUAUCUGCCAGCACGUUGAAUAAUGUCAUUGUGAUCCAUUAACUGUGAAUGUAAUUGUGAUGAAGGAAGGUUAUUCAAUGUAAGACUAUUGGAAAAAUGAAGUAAAAAAGAACCCGUACCAGAAGCAUUGAUAAUGUUUGUUUAGAGUAAGAAAAUUUAUUUAGAUCGUCGUUUUUAUAAACACCAAAAUUGAAAACCUCAACUAUUUAAAGAUAGGAGGUACGCUAUCAAAAUGAGAUUUAUGUUAUGGCGAGACCAAGAGUAAUAUUCUAUUUUGUUCAAUUUUUUAAUUUUAAUCCUUGUUUUCAAUAAAGUUUAUGCCAUAGCAAACAUAUUUCUCGUAAUUAUCAUACUGAUUGUUAUACAUAUACAUACAUAUUUAUAGUGACGUAUCAGAGGAAAACAAUCUGUCUUACAUGCUCUUCUACUUUCUGUCGAACCGAUGCAGUCACUUUAUAACAAAGUACUCACAGACUUUUUCCCUCUGAACGGCAAGUUACUGAAAAGUAUUAUUUGGGAUAUUUUGUAAUAAAAAUAUUAUAUGUAACGUAA